Molecule: messenger RNA, 3161 nt
Organism: Thrips palmi
Lineage: Eukaryota; Metazoa; Arthropoda; Insecta; Thysanoptera; Thripidae
Product: nucleolar MIF4G domain-containing protein 1 homolog
Exons: 13
Coding region: 167-2980 (937 amino acids)
Biological process (GO): ribosomal small subunit biogenesis
Cellular component (GO): nucleolus
Molecular function (GO): RNA binding; protein binding
Source: RefSeq, a predicted model, not a curated record
GUUUAUGAGAAAUUUCUACUGCAGCUUCUUUGUGUGUAUAUUUCUAACCUGAAAACUCGUGGGAGUCUGGGUUGGCACUUGGAGUCUUUAAAUCUUUUGUGGAAUUAAUCAAUUUAUAACUUUAUUUGAGACCUUCUUUUUAAAAAAAUUAAGUAAAACCGUCAAGAUGGGGAAGUUUAAGAAGGGGCCUCAAAGGAAAGCACCUCCCAAACCGCCCAUCCAGAAGACUAGAAAAGAAUUACGGAAGGAGCAGAGGAAAGAGAAGAAACUUCGACGAACCAUGAGAAAUCAGAGGAAGCAACCAGAACCCGAACCCGAAAAGACCAACAGCACUAAGGACAUUAAAAACAAUCGCAAAGGUCCGCAACAUGCAAAACAAUCACAGCCCAAAUUAAAUAAACUUGGAAAUGAUGAGAAGUCUCGGCAGAAAAAAAUCGAAUCACAGAUGGGAGCUAAUCGUAAAAAGCAGCUUCUCGCAGCUAAUGAAGACGAAGACCGUCACAUCCGUCAUCUAGAGAAGCUUUUGAAGAUUAAUCAGAGAAGACGUGGUAAAGCCAAGCCAAAUGGAAUACCAAAGUCUUUCAAAGAGGAUGGUCUUGGUUAUUUGCUGGAAGUAUGCGACCCAGAGACAUUGAAGGAUAGCGCCAGAGUAGAUCAAGUUCUGCAGGACUCAGGCUCUGAGUUUGAAGAGGACUUUGCCAUAGUUAAGGGAAAAGAAAAAGAGAAAGCCCCAAAGGGGAAAAGCAAAGACAGAAAACCGCAAAGUUCUGCCAUAGUAAGUGAUGAAGAUGAUUCAGGAAGUGAUUUUGGACUAGGAGUAGAUGAUGGCUCUGAUGACGGCGCUUCUGAAGAUGAGAACAUGUCAGAGAAUGGAGACAUACUUGAUGAUAUGUCAGGUGAUGAUAUGUCAGAUGCUGCCGACAUGUCAGAUGAUGGUGACAUGUUGGAUGAUGGAAGUGAGAGUGAUGCCAGUGAGAUUGCACCCACUUCAAAGGCUGCUAAGCAAUCUAAAGCUGCCUCUCAGUCCAAGAAAAAAAGUGUUUCAUGGAGUGAGGAUGUGCAGCAGAAUCCAGAGAGCAGCAAGAAAGGAAAAGACAGCAACUCAUCCAUUGCUAAUAAGAAGAAGAGAGAAGAUAGUUACGAAAACAAAGAGGAUGAGGAAGAGGAGGAUUGGGAUGGUGAUGAUGGUGGUGGUGAUGGUGGCGAAGACAAUGAGGAUUUUGACUCUGAUGAAUCAAUGUGUGAGGAUGAUGAUGAUCAGGAUGAUGUUAAAAGAAAUAAAAGUGAAUCAAGGAAAAAUCCAGAUGGUACUUGGGAGGACAUCUAUGGGCGAACAAGAGACAAAGGUGGCAAUGUCAUUGAUGCAACCCCUGGAAAAUACAUUCCUCCUGCCUUAAGGGCAAAGAUGCAAGGGAACGAGGAUGAAAAGAGGAAGGAAAUCCUUUCCAGACUUCGAAGGCAAAUGAAGGGUCUUCUCAACAGAUUGGCUGAAAAUAAUAUGACAAGCAUCUGUAAUCAGAUGGAUGAGCUGUACAUGAAAAAUAGUCGAAAUGACAUGAAUGAAACUCUCUUGACCCUUUACAUGGAAGCACUUGUUUCCACUGUUCUCACCCCGGAGCGGUUAGUCAUGGAACACAUGCUUCUUAUAGCUGUUCUCCAUGCAAAUGUCGGCUCUGAAGUUGGAGCACAUUUCCUUCAGAGUUUAAUGAAUAAAUUUGAUGAAAUGCUUGGCAUUUCAUCAGAAGUGGAGAACAAAGAAUUAGACAAUGUGAUAUUAAUUUUGUCACACUUGUAUAACUUUAAAAUAUUUAGUGCAUCUCUAAUGUAUGAAGUUAUGGACAGGAUAGCUGAAGUUCUAGACGAAAAAAGAAUUGAAUUGUUGCUUGUAGUUCUUCGCAGUGUAGGAUUUUCAUUGCGUAAGGACGACCCUCUUGCUUUGAAAAAUCUGAUCCUUAAGGUUCAGGAAAAAGCAUCAAGUAGUUCAGCUGCUUCCAGCGCCAGCAGUCGAGUCAGAUUUAUGUUGGAUAUUUUAAUGGCUAUAAAAAAUAACAAUGUAUCAAAAAUUCCAAGCUACAGCCCAGAGCACAUAGAACAUCUUAAAAAACUUAUGCGAACUCUGAUUAGACGAGGCAAUUAUGUUGCUGAGCUGAAGAUUACCCUUGAAGACCUGCUGAAAGCUGAUGAACGAGGACGAUGGUGGAUUGUGGGCUCAGCAUGGACUGGCCAUUUACCUGGAGAAAAUCCAGAAUCCAACCAAAACUCUUUAUCUGAAGACACCACUAAAUCCGUAAAAUCCUCUGAUAAAUACAGUGCACAGCUUUUGGAAUUGGUGAGAAAGCAGCGAAUGAACACAGGAGUCCGCAAAGAUAUAUUCUGUAUCCUUAUGUCUGCAGAAGACUAUUUGGAUGCAUUUGAGAAGCUUCUUCAUCUCAACCUGAAAAAUCAACAACGACAAGAAAUAGUUGCUGUACUGUUUGAUUGCUGUCUUCAAGAAAAAUCGUUCAAUCCUUACUAUGCGCACUUGUCCCAAAAGUUCUGUGAAUUUGACCGGCAGUAUCAGAUGAAAUUUCAAUAUUGCCUGUGGGACAAGCUUAAAGAACUUGAUAAGUUCCAGAAGUCACAGAUGAUAAAUUUGGCCAAGCUGCUGGCACACCUAUUCCUUGAAAAAGGCCUUCCUAUUUCAGCACUUAAGGUGAUGAGUUUUGCUGAAAUGGACAAGGCAUGUAUUCGCUUAGUUCGACAGAUACUGCUUACAAUUCUGCUCUCUGAAGAUGUUCCUAAAUGUGAAGAAGUUUUCAGAAGGGUAGCACCAUCUGCUCAACUCCACCUCUUCCGGGAAGGGCUCCGUCUUUUCAUAAAUCAUUUUGUAGUACGUAAAGGUAGCAAGUCCCUCCCUGAGCAAGAAUUUCAAAUUCUUCAGGAACGAGCAAAAGUAGCGGAGAAAUUACUGUCAUCUACAUCUUCUAAGGUAGCGUUUUGAAGUAUCGUUUUGACAUUGACACAUCCACACAAUCGCCAUUAGAAAAAAAUAAAUUUUUUUCAAUAGAAAUUGUUGUUGACGGUUCAAGACCAAUAUGUUAAGUGUAAUCUCAGUGGUAUGGCGUGACAGUGUAAAUACCCAUGUGAAGAGAGGAAGGUAAAAGUAGUAUUUUCAAACAAAA